Molecule: messenger RNA, 1537 nt
Organism: Annulohypoxylon maeteangense
Lineage: Eukaryota; Fungi; Ascomycota; Sordariomycetes; Xylariales; Hypoxylaceae
Product: serine/threonine-protein kinase
Exons: 2
Coding region: 101-1336 (411 amino acids)
Biological process (GO): positive regulation of transcription by RNA polymerase II; protein phosphorylation
Cellular component (GO): transcription factor TFIIK complex; cytoplasm; nucleus
Molecular function (GO): cyclin-dependent protein serine/threonine kinase activity; RNA polymerase II CTD heptapeptide repeat kinase activity; ATP binding
Source: RefSeq, a predicted model, not a curated record
UAGCAUUCAUCGCGGCAGCCUUGCCUGUUUAUGAUUUCAGCCCUCUACAACUACUGCUCCACGAUCUCGUAUCGUGAAGCUUCGGGCAACAACCACGACGAUGGCUGUGUCUCCUCUUGUAAUGCAUCCCCAGGAUGCUCUACAAAACCCGAGGUCCACGUCGUCACCAUUGAAGAAUGCCACUUCAACACAGGCAUCAUCCAAUGGAACUCCUAUUCCUGCGCCAGUCGCUCCCAACCCGGCCGCUGCACUUAUGUCGCCUUCUCUAGAUGUUGCUGAGCAAUUAAACGAGGAGGAGAAGCGCAAAUAUGUCAAGGGCAAGAAGCUCGGUGAAGGUACAUACGCCAACGUCUACCUGGGAUUCCUCAAGAGCGAUCCAUCACAAUAUGUUGCCAUCAAGAAGAUCAAGAUCCAGAGCGAAUACGCAGAAGGAAUGGCCCCCGACGCCGUCCGCGAAAUCAAACACCUCCAAGAACUCUCCCACCCGAAUAUCAUCACCUUGCACUCCGUCUUCUCUUCCAAGGACCAGAAUCUGAACCUUGUCUUGGAGUACCUCCCCCUCGGCGACUUGGAAAUGCUUAUCCGCGACACGGAACGCGUUAGAUACGGUACUGCCGAUAUAAAAGCAUGGAUGGGUAUGCUGACAAGGGCCGUGUGGUUCUGCCAUGAGAACUUCGUACUACACCGAGAUAUCAAGCCAAACAACUUGUUGAUCGCCGCCGAUGGCGAGGUCAAGCUGGCUGAUUUUGGUCUGGCUCGAAGUUUCUCCGACCCGUAUAAGAUCAUGACUUCAAACGUCAUCACGCGAUGGUACAGACCACCUGAGCUGCUGUUUGGAGCGAAGCAUUACUCGGGCGCCGUCGACGUCUGGUCCGUUGGUUUGGUGUUUGCCGAGCUAAUCAUCCGCGUGCCGUAUAUCGCUGGAAACACCGAAUUACACCAGCUCGCUCUCAUCUGCCAGGCCGUUGGUACGCCCACCGAGGACAACUGGCCCGGGGUUACUAGUCUACCCGAAUAUACCAGGGAGGGUGAGGUACACCCGGUCCGAGGUAGAGAUCACUAUAUGUCCACGUUCGGUACGGUCGGCUACGACGGUGUGGAUCUCCUGAUGAAGACCCUAACCCUCGACCCCAAGAAGCGCAUUACUGCCUUCGAGAUGCUGAAACACGAGUGGUGGCAUAAAGACCCCAAGCCCUCGCGCAAACAAGAUCUUCCGAAGAAAAAGUCGGGCGCCCAAGACAAGGUUGGCGAUGACUUGGGGAGGAGACCUGGUAUGGUGAAUGAUGACAAAGCGAGCAAGGUUGCUCGAAAGCUCGAUUUUGGUGCGAUGAAGUAGGGUUCUAUGUGUCAGGCUUUCUAAAAAAGCCCGGUUAGUGUGGAUUUCGACCAAACGACGACCUAUGUAGGGGUAUGAAAAUACGGCAUCACUGAGGCGUACGGAUUUGGGGCAUGAAUGUUAGGCGUUGGUUGGUCAAUGGUAGGAAAGUCAUAUAGGCAAAUGGACGUCGGCAUAAUACAAAAGUUGCUCUUGAUCAAU